Molecule: messenger RNA, 2521 nt
Organism: Rhinolophus ferrumequinum (greater horseshoe bat)
Lineage: Eukaryota; Metazoa; Chordata; Mammalia; Chiroptera; Rhinolophidae
Gene: MYL7
Product: myosin light chain 7
Exons: 7
Coding region: 90-614 (174 amino acids)
Biological process (GO): heart contraction; cardiac muscle tissue development
Cellular component (GO): myofibril; cytoplasm
Molecular function (GO): calcium ion binding
Source: RefSeq, a predicted model, not a curated record
CUUUCCUUAUUUGGUGUUUCAGGUGAUAAGGGUGACACAUAAAGGGGGCUGUGGGCCUCUCACAGCAACCACGCUGCCACAGAGAGAGGAUGGCCAGCAGGAAGGCGGGGACCCGGGGCAAGGCCGCGGCCACCAAGCAGGCACGAGGCUCUUCCAACGUCUUUUCCAUGUUCGAGCAAGCCCAGAUCCAGGAGUUCAAAGAAGCAUUCAGCUGCAUUGACCAGAACCGUGAUGGCGUCAUCUGUAAGUCAGACCUUCGGGAGACCUACUCCCAGCUCGGGAAGGUGAGUGUCCCAGAAGAGGAGCUGGACGCCAUGCUGCAGGAGGGGAAGGGUCCCAUCAACUUCACUGUCUUCCUCACACUCUUCGGAGAGAAGCUCAAUGGGACAGAUCCCGAGGAAGCCAUCCUGAGCGCCUUCCGAAUGUUUGACCCCAGUGGCAAGGGCGUUGUGGAUAAGGAUGAGUUCAAGCAGCUUCUCCUGACCCAGGCAGACAAGUUCUCGCUGGCUGAGGUGGAGCAGAUGUUCGCACUGACGCCCAUGGACCUGGCCGGGAAUAUCGACUACAAGUCCCUGUGCUACAUCAUCACCCAUGGGGACGAGAAGGAGGAGUGAGCCCGGCUCCGCGUAACUCAGGGCCAUGGCCGGCCCACCUCAAUAAAUGCAUUUCCCAUGAACCCCGCUGUGGUGGCCUGUGUGUGACCAAGGGGGUGGGGGUGGCCCAGGGGAGCUGAGGGCCAGGAGCAGGGACCACUAAGAAGAAAGCAGACCUCUCGCUGCCCAGUGAUGGAUGAGGACACUGCAGCCUGACAGGGUGACCAUCUUGCCUGAGGCCGUGACUCUGGGAGAGGAAACUGGGCCUUUACGUGCCCCUCGGCAGGUGGGCCCCCCACUCAAGCUGGGCUCAGCAACCGGAGGCUGCCUGCCGGGCACUCAGCGGAGGUUCUGCCAACGGCCCUGGGCCUCUGCCCUCCUGGGACCUCUGACCACCCAGCCCCAUCUCUGCAUACUGGCUCCGGUAGGCCUCCCUGCACACAUGUGUGGGGCGCUGGGCCCUGUGUGAAGGGCACAGAGGAACCCAUUUGAAAACAGCCAGACUACGUCAGAAAUGUAGGCGAGACCACGACACCAAAGGACAGGCAAGCUCAGGAACUGGCUGCAGGCCUGCCAGGGAGCAGGGCCAGGUGGCUGGAGGUGGGGGCUUCUCUGGAGAGGACUCUUAGUGCCCCCUCCCCCACCUCACCUGCAGAAACCAGGGGCUGGAGGGGGACACGCACCCAUCCUGGACACUGGAAGGCAGCUGGAACCUCCAGAGUGCCAAGGGGGAGAGGAGAUGGGGGGAGGCUGGCCAGUUUGUAGUAUUUUCUGACUUUUAUGCUGAGAUGGGGUCCCAGUCCCAGUUCUGCCCUCCUGCCCCCGAGAAGAGCCCUCUGGGCAGGGGCCGACAUUCUUUAGAUGACUGUUAACACCACUGAUAAAAGACAGCUCUUAAACUUUGCCUGGCCCCAGAAAUCUGUGCUCUGCAUACUCCUCUAUGAGUCAUGGACUGUUCUGAGCUUCUCUGGAGGUGUCAGAUGGCUGUCACCGUCCUCACCACCCACACUGCCCACCAUCCAGUGCAGACCCUCUGCCACACAGGCUGAGGGGUCCAGUGCCUCAGUUCUGGUGGGAUGGUAGCGCUGGCUUCUUGCUGUGACUUCACUCAGCAAGAAUGCAGGAGUGUCGCGUUAAGCUGGGGAGACUAGGGAAUAGCAGGUCUGAACACACUCGCCCCUUCUCUACUGUGAGUCGGAAAGGCUGGGGGCGUGGAGAUACAGAGGGAGGCCCUGGGCUAGGGUGGUCUUUUUAGAGAGAGGCACAGAGCAGGCCUGGGAGUCAGCUGUCCUGGGGUCCAGCUCCACUCCCUGCUUACGUGAGUGACCUUCAACGACCCCUGCUCCUUCUCCGGGACUCAGUUUCCUCGUCUCUGAAGGAGACACGGGACUGGGUGCUGGCAGCAACUGCCAUUCACUGAAGCCGCACGUGGCAGUCAGUGCUUUCCUGAGCCCCAUGUGUGUCACAGCCCUUGGCGCGCCUUCCCAGCCCCCACUUCUGAGGUCAGCCCUGAGUGGCCACCAGAGAACCACCAGACACAUCCACAGGCAGAGCCACGGCAGCACUUGAUUUCAUUUUCCUGAUUAAUUGUGCAGAUGGAGGGACGUGCAGACAGAUUGGGGGCUGACAUGGUACCCCCAGCAGUCUUCAGAUGCUGUCUGGUGACCUGACAAUUUCCAGCAGAAAGGGGAGUGCCUUGAAAAUGUGGCAAAGCCAAAGGACUUGCAGUCCGUCUUGAGGUGGCAGAGCCCCUGGGAGCCGGCACAGAGGAAAGGGGCAGGAGGGGUGGCUGCAGCCCCAGGGAGGGGAGCCCCUGCUGGCUCCCCUCCCUCUCCGCCGCCCCUCCAUCCUUCCUGGCACAGCCUCUGAGCCCUACCUCUCCCUCUGGCCCUCCUGCCAUCUGCGGCACAUCCCCACAGGGACCAGCU